GGAAGUAAGGAGGAGAAAGAAUGAGCCAGUCAGUUGGUCUUGUGGUGCCUUAGUGAUCACACGUAGCGGCACCUUUGGACGCCGAUGAGGUUUUUAUUGGCCGCUGUCGCCCUCCUGGCCGCCCUCACACAUGCACAUGAGGUGGCCAGGAGGCAGACCACUACCCCGCCCCGACGAGUGGUCUGCUACUACACGAACUGGUCUGUCUACCGGAAAGGUCUAGCCAAAUACACCCCGCAGAAUAUCAACCCUUACCUAUGUACUCACCUGGUCUACGCCUUCGGAGGUCUUACGGAUGAAUUCGAGGUGAAACCCUUCGAUUCCUACCAGGAUAUUGAGCAAGGGGGAUACGCUAAGUUCAACGGGCUCAAGCAGUACAACAAAGGGUUGAAGACUCUCCUGGCCAUCGGAGGCUGGAACGAAGGCUCAGGCAGGUUCAGCGAGCUCGUCUCUCUGCCGGAACUCCGCAAGGCUUUCAUCCUCUCUGCCAUCAAGCAUUUGCGACGCUACAACUUCGAUGGACUGGACCUCGACUGGGAGUACCCCGCUUCAAGAGAUGGAUCAGCUCCCGAGGACAGGGAGAACUACGCCCUGCUUGUCUCCGAGCUCCGCGCAGCUUUCGAGGAUGAGGGUAAAAAGGUGAAGGCGGGCCGUCUGCUGCUGACUAUGGCAGUCCCCGCUGGCCAGAACUACAUUGACAAGGGUUACGAUGUUCCCUCUCUCACCAGGGAUCUCGACUUCAUCAACAUCCUGAAUUACGACUACCACAGCGCCUACGAGCCCUCCGUGAACCAUCACGCGGCCCUCAUGCCCUCGCCCGGCACCUCAGAGUACGCCUGGAACGCCCAGCUCAAUGUGGACUGGACGGUGAAGUACUACAUCGAGCUAGGGGCAGAUGCGGACAAGUUGGUCAUCGGCAUCCCAACCUACGGCCGCUCCUACACCCUCAUCGACGGAAACUUCACCGACUUCGGCUCCUCCGCGGACGGUCCCGGCGAGCAGGGCAAAUACACGCGGGAAAAGGGAUUCAUGGCUUUCUACGAGGUGUGCGAGAACAUCGCUUCUCACGGGUGGUCUGUCAAGAAACCUUUCCCGCGCCGCAUCGGACCCUACGCCUUCUCCGGGAACCAGUGGGUGGGCUACGACGACGAGAAGAUCGUGGCCAGGAAGGCGGAGUACGUCAGGGAGAAUGGUCUGGGAGGAAUCAUGUACUGGAGUCUGGAUAAUGACGAUUUCCGCGGCAUCUGCAACGGUGAGCAGUACCCACUAAUCGAGGCAGGCAAGAAGGCGCUCUUCGGCACUGAGGAAGGCGUGGACGAGGCUCUGAACGAAGCCAGGAACCUGCAGAAGGCCCCCGCACCGGCACAACAAGUACCUGAGCCUCCAACCAAAGAGACCGAAACGAGACGCCGCCGUCCAGUCAGACCUCGGAUCCGUCCCGCUUCCCGCACCACCACCACCACCACCACCACGACCACCACCAGCAGGCCGCGAACUCGCACACGCAACCGCAUUCGAGAUCGUACCCAGGACACCCAAGCACCCUCCAGGACCAGCACCAGGGGACAGACUCGAGCGGGCGCCCCUGGGGAAAGAACUCGCCGCCCCGUCAGUUUGUCCGCCCGCCUCAAGAACAGACGAACGGGCACCGCCACCACCACCACCACCACUACCACCACCACGCAAAGGCCCGCCACGACUGCAUCCACUCGUCAGGAACCAAGCACCAGGCGACGACCAGGCACCAGGCGACGACAAGGCGGCAAGCGGCCCACCACCACCACCAUCCACCCACUGAAAACCCCGCCUCCCCCCACCACCCCCAGCCCUGUCUCCAGUUUCGCUUGUCGUCGUGAGGGCUUCUUCCCGAAUCCCGACGACUGCCACAAGUACUACUGGUGCCUGGACUCUGGCGCUUCUGGGCUCGGCAUUGUGGCCCACACCUUCACUUGCCCCUCUGACCUUGUGUUCAGCAAAACGAUUGACGGCUGUGAUCACCCAACGCGAGCCAAGUGUAGCACCACCAAGAGGAACAGAGGAGGAGCCAGUGCCACCACCCAGGGUCCGUCUACUCCUAUUCCACCACCACGGAGAUCCCUGUUGACUACUCUUACCUCGACGACUACUAUCAGGACGAGGAGGAUUACUACUACGACUACUACUACGAUGAGGAGCCGCCAGCAAAGGAGACUCCAGACACUGCUUCUAGACAAUUCCAAAACUCGGGCGGCAACCAGUUCUCCGAAGACCCGACAACUGCCACCGAGACCCCAGAGACCCAGGACACUGCCACCGGUGCCAGGCUCGGGGGCCGUACCCGCCCCCAGUACAGCUCCAUCACCCGAGACAGACCUCAGACACCCGUGUCCGCCAAUGAGGAUGUCGCCAGUACCGGUCGCCAGGACGUGCGCGGCUCAGGCAACGCCCGGCCGCAGUACACCACCAUCACCAGGGACCGCCCCGCCUCCGCCGCCGAGCCAGAGCAGGCGGCGCAGCCCAGGGAGAGCGACGCGCCCACGGGAGAGCGCCAGUACACUACCAUCGAAAGACAGCGCCCUGCCGCUCAGAACCGCCGUAGAGCAAGACACCGAGCCAAGGCAAGUAGCACCUCCUACAGAAGAACGCCAGUACGCCACCAUCGAAAGACAGCGUCCUACAGCUCUCCCGGUCCAGCAGGAGAGCGAGACGAGGCAGGACGCUCCUCCCACAGGAGAGCGCCAGUACGCCACCAUCGAGAGACAAACCCCGGCCGCUCGUCCUGCCCAGCAGGAGAGCGAGACAAGGCAGGCCGCUCCUCCCACGGGAGAGCGCCAGUACGCCACCAUCGAGAGACAACGCCCGGCUGCUCGUCCUGCCCAGCAGGAGAGCGAGACGAGGCAAACAGCUCCGGUUACCGGAGAGCGGCAGUACAGUACCAUCGAGAGGCAGCCCCCUGCCGCACAGCGCCACCCCACCCAACAGGAGAGCCCGGCAGUGGAAGCUGACCCUGUCACAGGAGACCUCGAAUACGUUGUUAUUGAAAGGGUUCGACCAGCGACGUCCAACAGAGUGACGCCGGCAGCCGAGAGUCUUUUCCCGACGGAACCAACUCUUGAGUACGUGACCAUAACUCGCACCCGGCUCUCUCCCACCGCCACCCUUCCUCUCUCCUCCGUCACUGAGGCCACAGUUAGUGCGGCAGAAGGUCUGGAGGGCAGAGCUCCCUCCACCUCCAGGUACGUCACGAUCCAACGAGAGCGGCCCGCCACCUCCGCCAAGCCCGCCACAGAGGAGCCCUUCGUCCCCGAGGAGCCUGAGGUGACCAGCCCGCCCGUAAGUUCGCCCACCGCCAGCUCCCGGCCGCUGGUGGUGCCUCCACCAACAUCAGCGUCCACAGUAACGCCCUCCUCCACAGACAAUGUUGUGGAGAAUCUGUUGCAUGAUGGUUUGACUCAUUCUCCGGGUACUGCGGCUCCUUCCUCGGCGGGGCUCCCUCAUUCCGGUGCCGAGGCGGAACGCCCCUCGCUGCCCGCCCUGGGGGAGGCAGAGGCGCUGGGCACUGACCAGCCUGACUUAGCUACACUAACACUCUCUGACUUAUACUUAACUCAAUCUCUUGAUGGCGGGACCUUUAAUGACAUUUCGGAGAUCCCCCACCAGCGAGUCUACCGCCGUGAGCCGCGCGACCGCAUCCGUGAGUCGCCAGUUCGCACGCGAGUGUCCUCAUCUCGCAGGAGAGUCUCGGCAGGCCACAGACUCGUCCCUCAGAGGGUUGUCACAGCCGACCAGGCAGAGGCCCUGGCGCACGUGACUCCUGGCACCCUGUUCUCCCUGAUGGACGUGCCGGAGUUCAGGCCGCAGCCGGUGCACACUGUGCCCAGACUAACCCCCAUCAGGGUGUCCCCUGAGGUUGUAGCACCGCUGGACGACAUGGCCACCGAGGAACCGAUAACUGAGCUUGCCACGGAAGCCUCGGACGUUCCUGCCACUGAUACAGUCUUGGAGAAGGCCACUGAGCCGGCAGCGGCUGGCGAUGCCACGGCCGUGCCGAACGAGGAACCCUCGCACCUCGCGGACGCCUCUUCAGUUGCAGGGGUGAUCGGCGAUUUCGCGAUAGAGGACUAUUAUUACUACGACGAUGAUUUCCUGUACGAUGAAACUACACUAGCGGCGACAGACGCUCCCAGGCACGCGAAAAAUGACUUUGUGCGAAACACCAGGACGAAUCAGAGGGGGCGGGGAAAAGAGCUCACGCCCACAGACCACACCGCGCAGCAGGCACUCACGACCCACACCACAGAACACCCGAAACAAAUAACAGAUCAGAUGCAACAACCAUCAACAACGACUACCACUGCCACUACAGCAACAUUAAGACAACACCACUUAACAUCUGACAGCACCACACAGCAGCAAGACUCCACACCUGAACUUGCCACGGAACACCACAACAGAGACCAACAUGCAGCACUUGACCCCACCACACAGCAGGGCUUUACAGAACUAGAUUACUGGGAGGUCGACUACUCCACAGACCAACAUACCACAGAACCACAACAGCAGCUGACAGAACGACACCACAUAGCACCUGUACACAUCACAGAGCCGCGCUUUACACCUGACCCCACCUCAGAGCCGCCCCGCCUGGUCGAGCCACACCACGUUGCGCCGCCCCACCUUAGCGAGCCAGACGAUAUAGUGUCACGCAUAGAGGCACUACUGACCGACAGUGCCUCCCACGAUCUAGGAGCGCGACGUGACCUGUGGGUGCACGGCGGCCAUGUACUUGAUGAAAAUGUAGCACCUCUCGCUGCGCACGCCACGGUAACCGACUUGGUGCAGCCCGCCGCCUCCAUUGCCCACGGUCAAGUCUUCCACAGCAACGUGCUGACUCAUAGCGACUUGCUGUCAAAGGAUAAAUUUGUGUCACACGAUUACCACGACUACGGCACCUACGAUUAUGAUUACUAUGGCACGCAAGACUAUUAUGCUCAGGAUCAUGCGGUACAGACUGGCCAGGACACCGGUGUAGAUCAUGUGGCUCAGACUCAGGCUGAUCAGGUGACCAGUACAGACCAUGUGACACAGGUUGAUCAGGUUACUAGUUCAAACGGGGCGACACUGGAUGGUCAAGUCGCUGAUACAGACCUUGUGACACAGGAUGGUCUAGGAACCAGCACGGAUCGUGUGACGCAGGAUGGCCAGGUCACCAGUACAGAUAUUGUGACAGAGACAGAAUCUGUAAUACAGGAGGAGCAGGUGAGCAGCACAGACUACGUGACAGAGGCAGAUGUGGUGACACAGGACAGCCGCACGGCACAGGUCAGCGAUGCAGCGCCAGACAGCCAAAUGACUGAGCAGGAUUCCGUGACACAGGUUAGCUCUGUGGCAAAUGCAGACUACGAGACAGAAACUGACCGCGUGACCCAGAGUCUCCUUGCAGCCCAAGAUGGCCAAGUGACCAGUGCUGAUUACGUGACAGAGGCAGACGCCACAUCACAGGUUGGUCUUGUAACAGAGACAGAUUUUGUAACAGAGGCGGAUUUGACAGCACAAGUGGGCCACGCAACACUAGAUGGCCAUGCCACCCAGGAUGGUCGAGUGACCCAGGACAGUCCGGUGGAACAAGAAGUCCAGGUUGACCACGUAGCUCUAGAAGUUUCUGUGACUCCAGACAGUCCAGUGGCACAAAAUGAGCAGGUGACUCGGCGUGCACCAGUGAUACCAGAUGCUGAUGUGAUUAAAAAUGUCGAAGCAGCCCUGGCUGGCCUUGCGACUCAGACUGACCACACAGCACAAGACGUCGCUGUGACCCAGAGCAGCCAUGUAGCCCAGAGUGGCCGUGUAGCCCAGAGCAACCGUGUAGCCCAGAGUGGCCGUGUAGCUCAGAGCGGCCGUGUAUCCCAGAGUGGCCGUGUAGCCCAGAGUGGUCGAACAAGCCACGACAGUCAGGCGGGAAGCACAGAUUACGUAGCGCAGGAUGGCCAGCAUGAAGACUACGGGGACUACCUUAGCUACUCCGACUACUACAGCACGGGUGGCCGAGCGGGAGACAGGGAUUACUGGACUUACACAGACUAUGCUGGGCAGGACACUGACUAUGCCUACGACUAUUACAGUAAUCAAGCAACACAGAGUCGGUCCCCUGUACACAGCGGCCACACCGCGCAGAGAGGUCGUACCUCAUCACGCGGACACACCUCUUCACGGGGACGCACAUCAUCACAGGGACACACGAGAUCCCGCGGUCGUACAACGUCGCGUGGUCGUACUACAUCGCGAGGCCGCGUUGCGCAGCCUGCAUUCGUGACGCACCAUGACAGCGCAACACAGAGCGAUUUUGCCGCACACAGUAUUCCAAGGACGAGACAUGACUCAUUUACACACUCUGCUCCCGCAACGAGCCACAGCUCUGCUGUUCACGACACUACAGCAACACGACGUAACUUUGCCGCGCCGCAGUUUGCAACCAGGCAACGUGACUUUGCUCCGCAAGGUCUUUCAGCAACACAGCACAACUCGCCUUCACAGCAUCAGCUAGCAACACAACACGACACUGCUGAACACGAUGUUACAAUACCAGAACGUGACUUCCUCGCUGAAAUUGCUGCUGCGACAGCGUUACAUGUUACGCCAGACGAUGUGUCAGCAGCACCAAACAUUGCCGCACAGAGCCCACCUACACCAAGUAUUGCCACACAGGACGUAGAAACACCAGACUUUGCCACGCAGAAUGUAGCAACACAAGUCGACACUGCUGUACACGAUGUUGCAGACAUUCUUGCAGAAGUUCUUGCAGUAACAGCGUCACAGAGUGUUGCAGCAACAGACAGUAGCUUUGUUGCGGAAGCUGUUACAUCAACAGCGUCACAGGAUGCUGCACAAACAGCGUCACAUGAUGUUGCACAAACAGCACCACAGGAUGUUGCAGCAACAGCACCACAGAAUGUAGCAGCAACUGAGCGUAACUUUGCUGCAGAAGUAAUUGCAGCAACAACGUCAGAGGAUGUUGCAACAACGGAGCGCAGCUUUACUGCAGAAGUUGUUGCAACUAAACAAGAUGCUUCAGCAAAUAAGCACGUCUUUGCUGAACCAGAUGCUGUAGCAACACAACAUGCCUUUACUGUACUAGGUGCCGCAGCAACACAACGUGACUUUGUUGCAGAUAUUGUUACAGCAACAGCUGCACAAGAUACUCUACAAGAAGUUGCAGUAACACAGCGCGACUUUACUGCACAAGAUCUUUCAGCAAAAGGACGUGAUCUCGGUGCACAGGACAUAGUAGUACAACAUGGCACUGCUACAGCAACACAACAUGACUUCCCUGCACAAGCUGGCUUCGCAGCACAGACAGGUAAUCUAGCGGGCGGUGAUUACUACGCACAAUAUGAGUAUGUGACAGACGAUUUCGUGACGGAGAGCGAGUCUGUGGCCCGCGGCGACCAGGCGGCGCGAGGCAGGAGCGUCACGCGGGGCAGAACUUUGUCGCAGUCAAAUGAUGCGUCACCGCAGGACUACCUGGCGACAGAUGGCGACUUUGUUUCUUACGAUUUUGAUUACGUAACACCAGUGGCCGCGGCUCACGGUGGUGACUACCCCACCCCACAGGACUGGGACGUGACAUGGGGCGACUACCAGACAGGUGAUGCUGCGAGACACAGAGACCUGGUGACACAGACCGCUGACGUAGCGCGGACAGACACUUUCCAGACACAGAAAACCACAACUUCUCUCGAUGACAUUGUACACAGUGACCUUCAGACACCUCUCCCGCCCUCCACCCCGGAUGCUCGCUCUUCAUCCCCGCUGCACGGGUCUGAGUUGGGAGUAGCCGAAAUAACCUCACCUGUAUCUGAGACUUCCCUAACCCCAGCGCCGCCUGGCGUGGCCGCUGGUACUGUAGAUCCCUCCCCGGCUAUCAGAUCCAAGGUAGUGGUGGUAGUGGAGGGGACAGACACUCUCCAAAACCCUCUGCAGACUCCUUACGUCCCCAGCGGAUCACUCAGUAGUCUUUCUCCUCCCCUUACUACUUCCUCUCUAACGGUGCAUGGUACUGAGGUCCUUUCUGAAUCUCCGAGGGAUACUUUGCAUGACGAGGGUCUCCGCAGGACGCCCAAGGAGGGCACAGACUCUCCUCUUCCACUAGUGCAUGACUCUCGACCUGGCGCGGCGCCGCAGGUCGCGCAGGGCGGCCGGAGCCUGCAUGGGCAACCCCCCUCCCUGCAUCUUGACAACUUCGCCUUUGAGGAUUACUAUUACUACGAUGAAGAUUUUCUCUACGGCGACCUUAAGUCCCAUGGCCUCGACCCCACAACCGCAUCCUCCUCACCAUCAUUGCCACCACCAUCAACCACCACUUCCACCACACGUGACACUCUCACCACAGCCACCUUCACUACCCGCUCAAGGGUCCCACUGCGUCCCAAGGGUUCUGUUGCAAGGGGUCGAGGCGUGGGGCAGCAUGCGGGCCCUUCUCCUGCCAUUGGCAGCCGCGGCUCCCACUCUGAACUCCAUCACACUCCCGUGCACCUGCAAACUCUGGGUGGCGGGAGGAUGAAGGAGGCAGAGUUUGUUGCCAAGGGGCAACCAGUGGACAGCGAACGGUCCCCCACCCUCGUCCCCACCCCGCAGAGGAGGGUCGUGGUGAGGAAGAGGCUCGGGAACAACGACUCCCCCACUCACGUGGAGGAGGUGACCCGCCCCGUGCCCAGAAUCCGAGUGCCCACUUCCCGGCCCCGCGCCCCCACGCCUCCAGGAAACUUCUUCCGUGCCCGCACCACCACCACCACCCCUGCCACCGAGCAGCCCGACACCCUCCGCCCGGAGUCCCGAGAGCGCCCGACCCGACCCCCUGUCAUCCGAAGACCGGCUCGUCCCGCUGUGGAGGCCGCCAGGACCACACCACCCGAGGAAGAAGUUGCCGUCACUCUUCCUGCCACUGAGAUCCCUGAAGCGGGUCCCUCCGCCCUCCCCGUCCCCGCCGAGGAGGAGCCACUCCCUGUCUUCCCCGAGGAUGUGCUAGAGACCACCUUCGUGCCGGAGACUUCUGAUAAACCUUCCCUGUUUUCUCUCUUCACACUUUCCCCUGACCUGCCUGACCCCACCUCCCCUGCCUUCACCUCCCCCGCCCCCACCACGCCAGCCCCCACCACGCCAGCCUCGACCACGCCCAAGCCCAGGCUUCGCAUAACACCAAGACCCAUACGCCCACGUGUCCGCCCAAGCUUUAAACCGCGACCUACCACACCCCAACCCACCACAUCCGAACCAACUACCCCUUCCCGGCCAUCCCCGCCCCCCACGCUGCCACCCCGGCCCCGCGCUCCUAGACCCACGCUGGCGCCCUUCUCCCGCAUCCCUGAGGCUCCAGCAGCGGGCGGUCCUCCAGCGUCAUCAAUCCUGGACGGCACUGAUUACUAUGACUACUACUACGAUGACCUGGACGGUGUCCUCACAGGCACUCUGGGUGACCUGGCCUCGCUGACGGACAAGGCGGUGCUGCUGCCCGAUGGCUCCGUGCAAUGCUACGACACCGGCUACUUCGUGCAUCCCCACUCGUGCAAGAAGUUCAUUUCGUGCUCCAAGACGGUGCGCGGGCUGGUGCGAGGCUGGGUGUAUACCUGCCCACAGAAUCUCGUGUUUGACCCUGUUGGCGGCAUGUGCAACUGGGCCGAGGCGGUUGACUGUCAGUAAUAAACAAUGACAGCGACGCGGAGUGGCAACAACGGCGCCAGACCACGACACAAGUAACAUCUGCAUAAUGAGGGGAUGCAACAUCAACGGGGACAGCAGACGAAGCAGUCCUCGUUCCGCCACAACACGCACCCCACCCCGCCACGAGACUCACAACAUUGCCCAACACUUUACACACUGUAAGGUCUGCUUGCCUGGAUAUGUUGAAAAUGGUAUUUAACAAUUAAGAUCUGUAAUCUCUCCCAUCUUCUUUAUGUCCAGAAACACUCCCUUACCGAUACUUGACUGUUGAACGUCAUGCAAGAAGGCAACACACCCCGAGGGUGGGUGUGCGUCACGACCUCCCUCGUUCUGGACUACAUCACACAUGUUCAUCCUCACCAUCUGUCAUCGAUGUACUAGCAAAGCCUGACCGUGAGGCGCUCCGGAAUUUUGUUGUUGAUUUGAAUUAUUUCCCACUUUUAGUUAUGUGUGUGUUUAGUUUAGUGUGUGUGUGUGUGUGUGUGUGU
This is a messenger RNA of Scylla paramamosain (green mud crab), 10181 nucleotides long. RefSeq names its product mucin-2-like. The record is from RefSeq and is a predicted model, not a curated record. Gene Ontology annotation, biological process: chitin catabolic process; carbohydrate metabolic process. Gene Ontology annotation, cellular component: extracellular region. NCBI's taxonomy places the organism in Eukaryota, Metazoa, Arthropoda, Malacostraca, Decapoda, Portunidae. Gene Ontology annotation, molecular function: chitinase activity; chitin binding.